GUAACUAACCAGCAGCUAAAAACACACACUCACUCUAGCUGUCAGAGCAGGAGGCAACAUGGACGAGCUCGAUUUGCUGUUGGAGGAGCUGGCCCUGAAUUCAGCGAGUUCAGAAAGCGUCAAUGAGAAAAACAGCAAUGAUCCAGCUGCUGGAGAGGUGCCAGGUGCAGUUUAUGCUGGACUUGCCGAGAAAGGAAAAGGUCCAGUCAGCUCAAAUGUGUACAGUGAUCUGCCAGCUCCUGUAGCAGCUUCCCCGACCCCCGACUCACCCACUAAGGAGCUGGAUGCCAUCUUGCAGGAUAUGCUGGGUCUGGGACACGGGGAUCCAGUGUCUUCAACGACCCCACCGCCUCUCACACAAAAACAGUCUGUGAAAAAAAAGAAACCAGAAGGUGAGCAACAGGAGAACAAGGAGAGCAGCAGCAAUACAGCAGGUUCAGACGCAAACACCUCAAAGACCACGAGCAAGAAAACAGAUACUAUAGAUGACCUGCUAGGAGGGCUGAGCUCCGACUUGGAGAAGAUUGGCGUACGCACCGCGGCCAAAGGCAACUGUGCUUCCUGCAACAAAAGCAUUGUGGGAAAGAUGAUCACGGCGCUGGGUGAAGUGUGGCACCCCGAGCACUUUGUGUGUUCGGAGUGUAAGACGGAGCUGAGCUCCUCCGGCUUCUUUGAGAGAGAUGGACGGCCGUACUGUGACAAAGACUACCAUCAGCUCUUCUCUCCUCGCUGUGCCUACUGCAAGGGGCCCAUUCUCACGAACAUCCUGACAGCUCUGGACCAGACCUGGCACCCCGACCACUUCUUCUGUACACACUGCGGAGGCCUGUUUGGACCUGAUGGUUUCCUAGAAAAGGAUGGGAAGCCAUAUUGUUGCAAGGACUUCUACCACCUCUUUGCUCCCAAGUGCUCGGGCUGUGGGGAGUCAGUGAAGGCGAACUACCUGACUGCAGCCAACGGCACCUGGCAUCCAGAGUGCUUCGUCUGCGCAGACUGUCUGAAGCCCUUCACUGAUGGCUGUUUCAUGGAGCUGGAUGGUCGACCCCUCUGCUCACAGCACUUCCACUCCCGACAGGGCACUCUGUGCGGCGGCUGCGGCGAGCCCAUCACGGGCCGCUGCAUCUCUGGUCUCGGUCGCAAGUUUCACCCUGAGCACUUUGUGUGCGCCUUCUGUCUGCGGCAGCUCAGCCAAGGCAUCUUCAAGGAGCAGAAAGGGAAGCCGUACUGCUCGCCUUGCUUUGAAAAACUCUUUGUGUGAGACAUACAGUAUACAACGUACUACUAAUGUAGCAGAAAACAAUCAAAUGCAGCAUCACUGUCAUUGUUGAAGUUAUUAUUUCCCCACAGUAUGGGUGAUACAUUAAAGGGGACAUAUGCUAAUU
This is a messenger RNA of Sebastes umbrosus (honeycomb rockfish), 1382 nucleotides long. RefSeq names its product leupaxin (gene lpxn). Lineage: Eukaryota; Metazoa; Chordata; Actinopteri; Perciformes; Sebastidae. Gene Ontology annotation, biological process: muscle structure development; actin cytoskeleton organization. The transcript has 9 exons. The record is from RefSeq and is a predicted model, not a curated record. The coding region runs from base 59 to 1258 and encodes 399 amino acids. Gene Ontology annotation, cellular component: Z disc; filamentous actin; adherens junction. Gene Ontology annotation, molecular function: muscle alpha-actinin binding; actin binding.